AUGAUGGGGCGCUGGCUUACAUUCCGACAGAAAGAGGAGCAACAGCAACGACGAAUCACACAGAAAACGUCAAACACGAUGAAAAGCCAAGGCUAUAUAACUGACACACUUUCGGAGCUUGAAAGAGAGUUUCCUGUAGGUUUUAGCAUUCUGAUGUACAAAGACAUUGAAAUGUUUGAGCGACUUCUGCGUGCCAUUUACAGACCGCAGAAUUUCUAUUGCAUUCACGUGGAUGAUAAAACCAGUGACGAAAUAUUUAAAGCAGUCGUUUCCAUUACGGGAUGCUUUGGCAAUGUUUUUAUGGCGUCUCAACGGAUCAGAGUGAAAUGGGGCAAAUUGUCCGUUCUAACACCGGAACUAGUUUGCAUGGAGGAUCUUCAUCGACGUAGUCGUAAAUGGAAGUACUUUAUUAACCUGACGGGUCAGGAGUUUCCCCUGAAGUCGAACUUCGAGUUGGUAAAAAUUCUGACAGCCCUCAACCGGUCCAACGACGUAGAACACGACACACGGAAUUUCUCUCCCCGAUGGAAAGAGGCCGGUCCUCCACCCUUUAAAAUCAAACCCGUCAAAGGGGCAGUGCAUGCAGUACUCAGUCGGGCAUUCGUGGAAUUUGCUCUUCACAACGAGAAGGCCGUUGAAUUCUACAACUGGACAACACAAACGAAGAUUCCAGAUAAGACCUUCUUUGCUACCCUGAAUCACAAUCCGAGCCUUGGUGCACCCGGGGCUUACACAGGUAAUAAGACCCGGGACAUAGCAGCAAAGCCUUACAUAGCAAGAUUCAAAAACAGGGGCCGUGUGCGGGCAAAAGAGUUCGCGGCGUCUGUAUCAUAG
This is a messenger RNA of Dreissena polymorpha, 834 nucleotides long. RefSeq names its product beta-1,3-galactosyl-O-glycosyl-glycoprotein beta-1,6-N-acetylglucosaminyltransferase-like. The coding region runs from base 1 to 834 and encodes 277 amino acids. Gene Ontology annotation, cellular component: membrane. The record is from RefSeq and is a predicted model, not a curated record. Gene Ontology annotation, molecular function: glycosyltransferase activity. The transcript has 4 exons. Lineage: Eukaryota; Metazoa; Mollusca; Bivalvia; Myida; Dreissenidae.